Paraphaeosphaeria sporulosa is the source of this 1122-nucleotide messenger RNA. RefSeq names its product FAD/NAD(P)-binding domain-containing protein. Lineage: Eukaryota; Fungi; Ascomycota; Dothideomycetes; Pleosporales; Didymosphaeriaceae. The annotation marks the transcript as partial. The transcript has 4 exons. Gene Ontology annotation, cellular component: cytoplasm. The record is from RefSeq and is a predicted model, not a curated record. Gene Ontology annotation, molecular function: electron-transferring-flavoprotein dehydrogenase activity; flavin adenine dinucleotide binding.
CUAGGGACAAAUGUUGCAGAGCAGCUUGCGAAGGCAGCUCAAGGGCGUUUCCGGGUACUUCUAGUCGAAAGGAACAGCCACUUCCAACAUCUUUUCGCCUUUCCGCGAUAUGCCGUAACAACCAAAGUACCCACAAACAAGGCAUUUAUUCCCUACCAAGCAAGUCGGCUUGGGGAAAAUGGUUCGUUCAUCCAAGCAUCCGCGAUCGGUCUGACGAGCUCUGCCGUACAGCUCGACCGCAAGGUCCUGUUAGAUGGACAACAAGUCGAUAGCAUUCCUUACUUUGCCUUGGCCAUCGCUACAGGCACAAAGCUCGCUCCACCAUCGAACGUUCCCGGUGAGAACAAACUAUCUCGAACGACAUAUCUACGAAAACAUGCGGAGCAAGUCGAGCGCAGUGAGCAGAUCGUCAUCAUCGGUGCAGGCGCUGUUGGUGUACAGAUGGCUCUUGAUGCCAAGGAGCUGUAUCCUGAGAAGAGUAUUACAUUAGUGCAUUCUCGAGAGAAUGUAAUGAAUAAAUUUCACCCCGAUCUACAUAGCGUCGUCAAAGCAAGAGCAGAUGAGUUGGGCGUGAACCUGGUACUGGGUAAAAGAGUCAAGUUACCAAAAGAAGGCUAUCCUGUGGACAACGGCAGAUUUGAUGUGGAGCUAGUGGAUGGGACGAAGAUCCCGACUGAUCUUGCUAUCACCUGCAACGGCAUGACCCCGCAGUCAGAGAUCAUUCGCUCGCUAUCACCGGAUGUCAUCGAUGAGCAAGGCUAUAUUGCCGUUAAAGAUACGCUACAGAUACAAGAUGAUCGUUUUCCCAACGUUUUUUCGCUCGGAGAUAUCGCCGCAACGGCAGCACACAAAGCUGCAAGACCUGCCAUGAAGCAAGCAGAGAUCGUCACCAAAAAUGUCGUUCAUCUCUUCGGCCAAGAACCUCUCGAGAAAUACGAGGUCACAGACCCAGCAGCCAUUCAUCUCACACUAGGCAUCAAGAAGAGUGUCAUCUUCCGUAAUCCAUCGCCGGCUUCUGAUGAUAGGCCCGUAGUAAUGCACAAGGAUGACGGAUCACUAGAUAUGGGUAUCGACGGGGUUUGGGCGAGGAGAGGAGCAGAUAUCUCGAACCCGAAUUUGUAG